AUGGCUCAACCACAGAGACCACAAUCGAUACUCUCUUCCUAUUCAAAGCCACCUGAACGCGAUUCAAACGAUCAUCAAGUUGUCCAGUCUGUUGACGACGGAUUUAAUCCCACCAGCGAUUCUAUGAGGAGGCCUGCUCCCAAUGUAGGUCUUAAUUCAACUGAGAACAAGAAGUUAAGUGACGAGGUGGACGGAACACGCGAUGAGAGCUCGUUGUUUGGCAAUGUGGCACAAACCAUGCUUCCUCGCGACAGACAACGGAGGACAGCCACGUAUGACUAUGCCUACGAAAAAUCUCUAAGUCACGCUGAGGCGAAGUUAUUCUACCAGAGACAUCAAUUUGAAUCGAAAUAUGCGGAUGGUGAAUUCCCCCAGAGCCCUGUACUUUCUAUUCGAUCAACGACCGGCCCAAUGAUGUCCAGUGGAGAGGGCGAAUUUCUUAGCAGGCCAGCAAGCAGAGGAUCCCGCGUGAGCAGUCAAAGCUACGGACUACCGGCACUCAGCCGCCCUUUAGUUGCUGAAACUCGCUCUGGGUACAGUCCCGUAAUAGCACCGCAGCGUAAACCAACAUACAGUUUUACGGCAGCUGACCAAUCAGUCCGGAGUCAUGCUUUGGCACCCCAAAUGCUCGUUGAAAACAAACUACAUACCGCUGCUAGUGAGGGGGCACCUGGUGCUGGCCCUGGAGUUGCUCCGGGUCAAGGUAUGGGUGCAUUUACGACCAGUGAAGAUGCGAUUACAACAGAACUAGGCAUUAUUUGUCGGAAGAUCCAACGUCUUCUAGAUAUGAGGCAGAGGUAUAUCCGGCUGUCAUUGCAGAGAACCUCGGAUAAUCCAAGGGACGAACCAGGCUGGUUUAUAUACCCUCCACCUCCCGAACCGUCAUGGGAUGAGGAUAGGGAGCCUCCAGGGACAGGAAGCCUGUCGAAUAGUAUGAUUAUGAGUGGGUCACAGCGCGGAGCACAAACCAAUUAUUCAGGAGACUCUAUGCAUCCUUUUCUUUUUCGCAAGAAGCGGAAGCUGGGGGAGGAUAUCGGGGAAGACUUUGACAUGGAAGAUCUGUUGCCGUUACCAGAGGCGUCGCAAAUGACAUUUGAACUCGAUGAGAACAGCGUCUAUCAAGUAUAUGAGACUGAAGAAGCUUGCAAGCUGAAGCAGCCCAUUGUCCAUGUUCCGUCCCUGCGAGAUUUCUACAUGGACCUGGAUACGAUAACUGAAGUGUCGACUGACGGCCCAACGAAGAGCUUUGCCUUCAAACGGCUGAGUUAUUUGGAAGGAAAAUUCCAGCUUCAUGUCCUCCUAAAUGAGUACCGGGAAAUGGCGGAUAGUAAAAAAGUGCCCCACAGGGAUUUUUACAACGUUAGGAAAGUCGAUACUCACGUCCACCACUCUGCUUGCAUGAAUCAGAAACAUCUGUUGCGUUUCAUCAAGAGCAAAAUCAAGAAAUCUCCUGAUGAGGUUGUUCUGUUUAGAGACGGAAAGCACCUGACAUUGAAGGAGGUUUUCGAAAGUAUUAAUCUGACUGCCUACGAUCUAAGCAUUGAUACUCUUGAUAUGCAUGCACAUAAAGACUCCUUCCAUCGCUUUGACAAGUUCAAUCUAAAAUACAACCCUGUUGGCGAGUCACGACUGCGAGAAAUCUUUCUCAAAACAGACAACUUCAUCAAGGGCCGAUAUCUUGCAGAGAUCACGAAAGAAGUAAUCUCUGAUUUGGAGUCUAGUAAAUACCAGAUGGCUGAGUGGCGCAUUUCUAUCUACGGCAGAUCGCCAGAGGAAUGGGAGAAGUUGGCCGCUUGGGUGGUCGACAACAAGCUCUUUUCUCCUAAUAUCCGUUGGCUUAUUCAAGUGCCCCGACUCUAUGAUGUUUAUAAGUCUAGUGGUAUGAUGGAAAACUUUGAGGAAGUUAUCAAAAAUGUUUUUCAACCUCUAUUCGAGGUGACUAGAGACCCGUCGAGCCAUCCGAAACUGCACAUCUUCUUACAGCGUGUGGUUGGGUUUGAUAGCGUCGAUGAUGAAAGCAAGGCUGAGCGUCGAUUGUACCGCAAGUUCCCCAUUCCGAAACAAUGGAAUACUAAGCAAAACCCACCAUACAGUUAUUGGAUAUAUUUCAUGUUUGCUAAUAUGGCGUCGCUGAAUAACUGGCGAAAACACCGCGGAUUCAAUACUUUUGUGUUUCGUCCCCAUUGUGGUGAAGCAGGUGAUCCAGAUCAUUUGGCCGCUGCAGUGCUCUGCUGCUACGGAAUAAGCCACGGAAUCCUUUUACGCAAAGUUCCGUUGCUUCAAUAUUUAUACUACCUGGAACAAAUAGGCAUUGCCAUGUCGCCAUUGAGCAACAACGCUUUGUUCUUGACAUACGACAAAAAUCCUUGCGCCAGCUUUUUCAGGAGGGGUUUGAAUGUUUCUCUAUCGACCGAUGAUCCAUUACAGUUUGCUUUUACCAAGGAACCGCUGAUUGAGGAAUAUUCGGUUGCUGCUCAGAUUUACAAAUUUAGCGCCGUGGACAUGUGUGAAUUGGCAAAACAUUCAGUUGACCAGUGUGGCUUUGAGCUCUCCCUCAAGCAAAGGUGGCUAGGCCCAACCUGCCAUUUACCUGGAGUGGAGGGGAACAAUAUUGUGAAGAGUAAUGUACCGGAUAUUCGUGAGCAGUUCAGGCACGAGACCUUGCUGGGAGAGUUAUCCCUAAUUGAAAGAUACGCCUCAGUUUCAGCGGCCACUCCGGGAAUGCGACCAACAUCCCAACCACAACACAGACUUUCCCUUUCAUCCUCCUUGCCGCUAGGCCAACUACCUGAUUCCUCCCUCCCACACCCAGCCAUGCCGAUCAAGCAAACAAAUCCCUCAUCCCCGAACUUCCCAAGGAACCUCGCUCGAUUUCCAUCCUCCCACCCCACCGCAGAUCCCUAUUCCCAAUCCCAGCACUUGAAUAAUAUGCAACCGCAAUCGCAGAUGCAGCCACAAACACAACCUCAACCCUCAACAGCAGCAACAUCGUCUAAACAAGGCAUGAAUCUAAGACGUUCGGCAUCCCUAUCUAACACCUUUGCCUUGAACCAAACUCCCACUCAAACCCCCACAUCAAUGACGAAAGCACAAACACAAGGCCUUGUUUCUCCUUCCCGUUUCCAUCCUGCCCCACAUCUCUCAUCUGACAGUUUUCCUGAGCAACGGAUUUUUCCGGGAAUAGUGCACGCUCAUGUGCGCCGUAGUACGGAUUUGUCAGCUGGUGAAGCCGGUGGUGAGACUGCUGAAGGUGAUGGUCCGCAACAGCAACAGCAACAACAACAACAACAGGAAGAGGAGAGGCAAGGUGAUAUAAAUGGAUUUGUGCCUGAGGACGGGAGUGAAGAGGAUGAGUAUGGAGAGCAGCAUGGAGAGGAGCAUGGAGGGCAGCGGUGGACCUGGGGAAAUGAAAGGGGUGGGGAGGAGGACAGAUAUUAUCAUGACGAUGGCGAUGAUGAUGAUGAUGAUGAUGGCUCAUUUCCGGGUUUCAAAUGA
This is a messenger RNA of Paracoccidioides lutzii Pb01, 3495 nucleotides long. RefSeq names its product AMP deaminase. The record is from RefSeq and is a predicted model, not a curated record. Gene Ontology annotation, molecular function: AMP deaminase activity. Bases 1 to 3495 code for a protein of 1164 amino acids. Gene Ontology annotation, biological process: AMP metabolic process; IMP salvage. The transcript is spliced from 4 exons. Gene Ontology annotation, cellular component: cytosol.